Messenger RNA from Tupaia belangeri chinensis (Chinese tree shrew), 3447 nucleotides. RefSeq names its product selenoprotein N (gene SELENON). The record is from RefSeq and is a predicted model, not a curated record. Gene Ontology annotation, biological process: skeletal muscle fiber development; calcium ion homeostasis. Gene Ontology annotation, cellular component: endoplasmic reticulum membrane. Gene Ontology annotation, molecular function: calcium ion binding. NCBI's taxonomy places the organism in Eukaryota, Metazoa, Chordata, Mammalia, Scandentia, Tupaiidae. The transcript is spliced from 11 exons.
AUGAAGGCGCUGAGUGCAGACGGGGCCCGGGGCGGGGAGGGCUCGGGGCGGUUUAGAGGCCACCUCUGGACAUCCUGGCGGGCGGCGUGGACCAAGAAGGGGGCCGAGGACUCAGGCCGGGCCUGGAGCUCAGCCCAGCGCCUUCCUCCCAAGCAGGAAGCAGCACGGAAGGUCCUGGGGACGGAUGGCCUCUUCCUCUUUUCCUCCCUGGACACUGACCGGGACAUGUACAUCAGCCCGGAGGAGUUCAGACCCAUCGCUGAGAAGCUGACAGGGUCCACUCCGGCGGCCAGCUACGAGGAGGAGCCAGCCCCUGACCCCAGCGAGGAGACGCUCACCAUAGAAGCCCGAUUCCAGCCUCUGCUCCCAGAGACCAUGACCAAGAGCAAAGACGGGUUCCUGGGGGUCUCCCGCCUCCCCCUGUCGGGCCUCCGCAACUGGACAGCCGCAGCCUUGCCGCAUGCAGUGUUCGCAGCCCGCCACUUCCGGCCCUUCCUCCCACCCCCAGGCCAGGCGCUGGGCGAGCCCUGGUGGAUCAUCCCCAGCGAACUGAGCGUCUUCACGGGCUACCUGUCCAACAACCGCUUCUACCCGCCGCCCCCCAAGGGCAAGGAGGUCAUCAUCCACCGGCUCCUGAGCAUGUUCCACCCCCGGCCCUUCGUGAAGACCCGCUUUGCCCCUCAGGGGGCUGUGGCCUGCCUGACCGCCAUCAGCGACUUCUACUACACCGUGACGUUCCGGAUCCAUGCCGAGUUCCAGCUCAGUGAGCCCCCCGACUUCCCCUUCUGGUUCUCUCCUGGCCAGUUCACCGGCCACAUCAUCCUCUCCAAAGAUGCCACCCACGUCCGCGACUUCCGGCUCUUCGUGCCCAACCACAGGUCUCUGAACGUGGACAUGGAGUGGCUGUAUGGGGCCAGCGAGUCCAGCAACAUGGAGGUGGACAUCGGCUACAUACCCCAGAUGGAGCUAGAGGCCACAGGCCCCUCUGUGCCCUCCGUGGUCCUGGAUGAGGACGGCAAGGUGAUCGACAGCCGCCCGCCCUCGGGGGAGCCCCUACAGUUCGUGUUUGAGGAGAUCAGGUGGCAGCAGGAGCUGAGCUGGGAAGAGGCCACCCGGCGCCUGGAGGUGGCCAUGUACCCCUUCAAGAAGGUCACCUACCUGCCAUUCACGGAGGCCUUUGACCGAGCCCGGGCCGAGAACAAGCUGGUGCACUCCAUCCUGCUGUGGGGAGCCCUGGACGACCAGUCCUGCUGAGGUUCGGGGCGGACUCUCCGGGAGACGGUCCUGGAAAGUUCGCCCAUCCUGACACUUCUCAAUGAGAGCUUCAUCAGCACCUGGUCCCUUGUGAAGGAGCUGGAGGACCUGCAGAGCACCCCGGACAACCCGGCCCACCGGCGGCUGGCCAGCCUGCACCUGGAGAAGUACAGCUUCCCCGUGGAGAUGAUGAUCUGCCUGCCCAACGGCUCCGUGGUCCACCACAUCAACGCCAACUACUUCCUGGACAUCACCUCGCUGAAGCCCGAGGACAUCGAGAACAAUGUCUUCAGCUUCUCGUCCACCUUCGAAGACCCGUCCACGGCCACCUACAUGCAGUUCCUGAAGGAGGGCCUCCGGCGUGGCCUGCCUCUCCUCCAGCCCUAGCGUGCCCGCGGGCCUGGUAGUCCUCAGCCCCCUCCGAGUGCAACCCCCUCCCCCCGGGCUGUCAUGUGGAUGGCCUCGGACUCGGGGUGCCCAGCUCGGGGUCAUGAACCUUUAGCUCUGGCUGCCACCCUCAGCCUUCCCUACCCACCUGGCGCCAGAAGCCGAGACCUCCCGAACAGGACCUGGGGGACCCCAGUCACGUAGUGUAGGCCCCCGUGGGGAGACAGGGAGGAUUGGGCUCGGAGGACCGGGCUCUUUGCUCUCACACCCUUCCUGAAGAAGCAACAAGCCCGGCCUAGGGAGCAGGCCCCAAGGGCAGCACCCUGUCUGGCACCUGCCUUCCCGCCCUCCCAGGGCUGCCCUCGUUGGCCUGAGGUCCCCUCUGCUGGAGCCAGCCUGCUAGGGCUGCUGGUCAGAACCCCCGGCAGACAUGGAAGUCCUGCACCCUCUGCUGCUCCCCAGCUCUGGUCUCCCCAGACUGCUCACCAGACCUCACAUGGGACCCACAGCCACUUGGGGCCUGUCAGAGGUGCGCCGUCCGGCCACUUUACCGCGAGGCAGGCCUCAGCCCUCAGCAAGAGCCUGCUGAGGGUCGCCGAGGCCCGGGGCAGCACGCAGAUGGCUGGAGCCGCAUCCCCGCACACACCCUGCCCUGGGACCCCGACCCCACAGAAGCAUAGCCACUCCUGGGGCCUUGUCCACGCCCUGGGCCACUGACCAUGGCCAGUCUCUUUUCUACCUGCAGAAGAGUGUUUUUAUGUGAACUUUCUCACGGUUCGUAGCUAUUUUUUUACAACCCCACGCUGAGGAGGAAGAGGGGGCCGGGCUUCCCCGGCAGCAGCUCCAUGACUGCUGGCUCUGAAAUCCCUGUGGAGCCAGCUCGAUGCCCGCAGCUGCACGGCUGGAAGGCACCGUCCUCUCCCUCCCACCCAGCUUUUUAAAACCAGCCCUCAGAAGGCCGUCCGCCCUCGCUCCGCCGGGAGCACCCUUGCGCUCCCUUUCACUGAGCCCCCCAUCCUCCCCCUUUCCCCUCCCCCACUAGGGCUCACAUUAAACCUGCAGCCGAAGAAGGAAGGGGGACACUCCCAUCCGCUGAGCCCCUGCCCACCAUGGGGGCCCAGCCUCCUCAGCCAGGCUCACGUCUGUGUCCGUGUCCGGUGUGGUCAGGGCCCAGUAUUGUCCCAGCCCUCACAGGGACUGGAGGUGCUCACUGUCCCCAGUUUGCACAGGGAGAAACGAGUCUCAGGGAAGCACAGUGACUUAGCCAGGUUCCUCAGUGGUAGCUGAGAGUCAGACCCACUCUGCAUCUGCAUUUGGGGGCGUUGGCUGGACACUGCAGCCCUGCUGCUCCCCCUCCUGCCUUCUCUGAUGUGGAAAGGAAGUCUCUGGAGCCACACCAACUCACCCCUCUGAUCUCGGACCACAUGGGGCGUGCACCCACCAACUCGGCCAGGGGGUUCUGUCCUGGGGGGCAGCACUUCCAUGCCCCUCACAGAGAGGGAGGCUGGAGCCAGCACCGUCUGGCCAGGCAGGGAGGGCAGCAGAGAUGAAGCCUCGCCCGCAGGCUCUGCCCCCGGCCCCCACUGCAGGAGAGGUGGGGCUAGCUCCACACUGAGCAGCCGCCUGCCCUGUGAGAUGCUGAGCGCUUGGGUUUUCCGCCUACACCGGGUGCCUCCGCCGGCCCCCCACCAUUUCUUGGGGCCUAUGGUAAGGGGAGGGCCCCCAGCCGCCCUCUUCUCACCCCUCUGCCUCCUCUCUCACCUGUCCCCAGUAUGUCCUACAAUAAAAGUGAAGAACUAGCGUUGC